Messenger RNA from Macrosiphum euphorbiae (potato aphid), 294 nucleotides. The record is from the annotation of a GenBank genome assembly. NCBI's taxonomy places the organism in Eukaryota, Metazoa, Arthropoda, Insecta, Hemiptera, Aphididae.
AUGUGCAAAUCCGUAUGUGAUGGUUAUCAGGAAUCUAUGAAUAUCGACGUAACAGUAAAUGUGUCACUCAUUAACUCAAAUUGCGAUUACACUGGUUCAACGACUAUUGUUGAACAUUUAGCGAAUUGCACACAUUUGGCCAAGUGUCCAGACCUGAGCAUCGCAUGUGUGUGCUACUAUAACGUCCGAUGCGAUCGCCGGACGAAGUCAGUUACCUAUACAUUUACACCUAACCGAAAAGGCUAUCUUAGGGUAAUGGUAACCGAUUCUGGGACUCCAAAAUAUAUAACUUGA